AUCAAACAUCACUUCGCAGUUGCAUCAAUUGCUUUUCGUUAUCAUCUGCUUGCUUCAACCUCUUGUCUACAAUAAUUCUUUCUCUGCUUCCAGCUUCUGUACCAACAACUUCUUCUCUACUUUGAACCCACCAUCCUUUUACAGUUCACCAGUGCUCGUCGCGAAGCGCUCUAAUCAUGGAUACCCUCGUCGCCCAGUACACUCAACCAUCAUAUGCUAACGAAGGCUUCGCCUCGGAAGAACAAGAUGACUACACCCAAAGCAUACCUUCCCUGUCGCUCAAGUUCGCCCUACCUCCAGUUGCUCGACCAUCCGCAUUCCUGCGCGCCACCACCGAUGACUACUCGAACCCAAACUGCCCCAUCAAGAUUGCACACGGUACCACGACGCUAGCUUUCAGAUUCAAGGGCGGUAUCAUCGUCGCUACAGAUUCAAGAGCCACAGCUGGAAACUGGAUCGCUUCUCAAACUGUAAAAAAGGUGAUCGAGAUUAACCCAAUGUUGCUCGGGACAAUGGCAGGAGGUGCUGCUGACUGUCAAUACUGGUUGGCCUACCUCGGAGUGCAAUGUCGUCUGCACGAGCUACGACACAAGCGACGAAUUUCAGUGGCAGCUGCGUCGAAGAUCCUGUCGAACUUGGUGUAUUCAUACAAAGGAAUGGGACUGUCGAUGGGUACUAUGAUAACAGGGGUUACACCUCAAGAAGGCCCUGCGUUGUAUUAUAUCGAUUCGGACGGGACAAGGUUAUCGGGUAACCUCUUCUGCGUCGGAUCAGGUCAGACAUUUGCCUACGGCGUGCUGGAUGCUCAGUACAAGUACGACCUGGAAGAUGAUGAGGCGCUCGAGCUGGGCAGGAGAAGUAUUCUGGCGGCUACACAUCGAGAUGCAUACUCUGGUGGUUACAUCAACCUGUACCACGUCAAGGAAGACGGUUGGGUCAAGCACGGCUUCUCAGACACAAACCCCAUCUUCUGGCAGACGAAGCUGGAAAAGGGUGAAUUCUCGAACGUGACGAGCGAGCUGGUCUGAUCGUUUUGAUUCGGCAGUGGCGUGAGCAUUCUGCUACCCGGCGUUCGGCUGGGAAAGCAGAUAGUGUACAACACAUACUUGAUCAGUGUGUAUUACCUAGGUAGACAGGGUUCUUCUUCCGGUGACUACGAUCACUGGCAAUGAAAGCGAUUCAUUUGACCAUCAC
Molecule: messenger RNA, 1194 nt
Organism: Exophiala viscosa
Lineage: Eukaryota; Fungi; Ascomycota; Eurotiomycetes; Chaetothyriales; Herpotrichiellaceae
Product: proteasome component PRE2
Exons: 2
Coding region: 177-1028 (283 amino acids)
Cellular component (GO): proteasome core complex
Molecular function (GO): threonine-type endopeptidase activity
Source: RefSeq, a predicted model, not a curated record